Acomys russatus (golden spiny mouse) is the source of this 2867-nucleotide messenger RNA. It is a transcript of the gene Tnip1, whose product is annotated as TNFAIP3 interacting protein 1. The transcript has 18 exons. Gene Ontology annotation, biological process: regulation of transcription by RNA polymerase II; cellular response to lipopolysaccharide; negative regulation of canonical NF-kappaB signal transduction. The record is from RefSeq and is a predicted model, not a curated record. Lineage: Eukaryota; Metazoa; Chordata; Mammalia; Rodentia; Muridae. The coding region runs from base 174 to 2111 and encodes 645 amino acids.
AAGGCGCCAUUGGACGGACGGCCCGUCGGUCUCCGGGGACUUUCCCAGGGGCGUGGCGUGGCCCCGGCAUUUCCUGGUACGGACCGGAGCUUAGGUUCCGCCAGCUUGGCCCCGGGCCCUGAAGGUCUCGUCUUAGGCUAGGUGGCCAUCACGGCAAGGGUUGAACUGCCCUCAUGGAAGGGAGAGGACCCUACCGGAUCUACGACCCAGGGGGCAGCACGCCUCUGGGAGAGGCAUCCGCAGCCUUUGAACGCCUAGUGGAGGAGAAUAUUCGGCUGAAGGGAAAAAUACAAGGGAUAAAGAUGUUAGGAGAGCUUCUGGAGGAGUCUCAGAUGGAAGCAUCCAGGCUCCGGCAGAAGGCAGAGGAGCUGGUCAAGGACAGUGAGCUGCCUCCAUCACCACCUGCUCCCUCUUUGGACUCCUUUGAUCCUCUGGCUGAGCUCACAGGACAGGAUCCACAGGCCCAAGUGCAUUCUACUGCCACCGCCACUACCACCACCACCAAAAACUCCAUGGAGAAGCCAGCGCCAGCCUCCAAGCCUCCAUCCAGCGGCGCCUCCUCUGACUUUGAAGUGGUCCUCACUGAGGAGCGGAACUCUCCACCUGAAGCUGGCAGCCAGCCUCGACACGCGAUAGAGCUGGGGCCCCCACCCCCAGAGGAUGGCAACCUGAUGCUCCACCUGCAGCGCCUGGAGACCACCCUGAGUGUGUGUGCGGAGGAGCCCGACCACAGCCAGCUCUUCACCCACCUGGGCCGCAUGGCCCUUGAGUUCAACAGGUUGGCCUCCAAGGUGCAUAAAAACGAGCAACGCACGUCCAUCCUUCAGACCCUGUGUGAGCAGCUGCGCCAGGAGAAUGAAGCCCUGAAGUCCAAGCUGGACAAGGGCCUGGAACAGCGAGAUCAGGCUGCUGAGAGGCUGCGGGAGGAAAACAUGGAGCUCAAGAAACUGUUGAUGAACAGCAGCUGCAAAGAGGGCAUCUGUGGGCAGCCCAGCUCCCCAAAGACAGGGGGUGCUGGCAAGAAGGGCGUGGCCGGACAGCAGCAGGCCAGUGUGAUGGCAGGUAAAAUCCCCGAGGUGGGGGCAUUGGGCACAGCUGAGAAGAGGGUGAAGAUGCUGGAACAGCAACGCAUGGAGCUGCUGGAGGUGAACAAGCAGUGGGACCAGCAUUUCCGCUCCAUGAAGCAGCAGUAUGAGCAGAAGAUCACAGAGCUCCGCCAGAAGCUGGUGGACCUGCAGAAGCAGGUGGCCGAGCUGGAGACCGAGCGCGAGCAGAAGCAGCGUGACUUUGACCGGAAACUCCUCCUGGCCAAAUCUAAGAUCGAGAUGGAAGAGGCCGACAAGGAGCAGCUGACAUCGGAGGCCAAGGAGCUGCGCCAGAGGGUCAGAUACCUGCAGGAUCAGCUGAGCCCACUCACCCGGCAACGGGACUACCAGGAAAAGGAGAUCCAGCGGCUCAAUAAGGCACUAGAGGAGGCCCUCAGCAUCCAGGCCUCUCCAUCAUCUCCACCUCCAGCUUUUGGGAACCCAGAAGGGGUUGGGGGCCACCUGAGGAAGCAGGAGCUGGUGACGCAGAAUGAGCUGCUAAAACAGCAGGUGAAGAUCUUUGAGGAGGACUUCCAGAGGGAACGGAGUGACCGUGAGCGCAUGAACGAAGAGAAAGAGGAGCUGAAGAAGCAGGUGGAGACGCUGCAGGCCCAGGUCACCGUGACCAAUGCCCAGCUGAAAGCACUCAAAGAUGAGGAGAAGGCCAGAGAAGCCGCCAAACAGCAGAAGAGGAAAGCGAAGGUCUCGGGAGAGCGCUACCACGUGGAACCCCACCCUGAGCACCUCUGCGGGGCCUAUCCCUACGCCUACCCACCCAUGCCAACCAUGGUACCUCACCACGCCUUCAAGGACUGGUCCCAGAUCCGCUACCCUCCAUCCCCUAUGCCCAUGGAGCACCCACCCCGACUCCCCAACUCUCCUCUCUUUCAUCUGCCACAGCCGGAAUACACCUGGCGUCCACUCUAUGCAGGGAUUCGAAAUCAAACCUCACAAAUGGUAGACCCGCCCCCAGACAGGCCUGCAGAACCAGACUCUGCAGAAAAUGACUGUGAGGGGCCUCAGUGAGACUGCAUUGGGUCAUUUGGCUCCACCUUCAUCUUGCAGAGCCAUCUAAUGCCAGAAUUCCGAGACCGUAGAGGACAUGUGCAUGUUCUGUGUGGCCCAAGUUUUGGCAGAACAGAGACUGGGCUGAGCAGGCAGCCCACAUCCUCAGCCCGACCUGGAACUGUUUGCAAGACUAAGGAGAAUCGACCCACGAGGCCUCCACCAGCUUCUUCAGGAUGCGAUGAGGAGAUACUCAGCACCCUGCCCCGUGGCCAUGACAAGGAGGCCUCGCCUGGCUUUGACCUGCCCUCUGUUGCUGAGGCCACUGGCUUCCAUACUAAGAGUGGGGUGCAACCAAGACCCCUUCCUCUCAGAACUCGAGAGACUUGGUUCCAGGUUCUCCAGAGACCACGUCCAGUUCAUGUGCAUGUGUAAUUUUUGCUUCAAGCUCAGUAGCAGGACCUGCCCCAUGCCUCCCCCUCCUCAUCCCUCUGUGAGGAAUUAUGGGAAGAGGGCUUUGUCUCUAGAGCAGAAGAGAACGAUGGGAUGUUCUGAUGCCAGUGUGCUCUCUACUGAACCCACAGCAGCCUCUUGAGAGCCACCACGAUCUGGGAUGAAGGCUACACCAGCCAUGUCUGCUGAAGGGCCCCAGCCUGAAGCUGCCUCCAGCCCCCACAGUUAGAUGUUUAUGGUGCCAGAGGUCUGUAUUGAGGUAGCUGUCUGUUGCUAGGCAGCUGUUUGCACAAAUCUUGGACAUAAAUCCAACUUGAGGAUCAA